AUGGACCUGCGAUCCCUCACCCGCCCGCUGCUCGCCGUCUCCCGCGCCCGCCUCCUCCCCCUUCCGCUCGCCCCCCAGCGCGGCCACAAGACCGCCGCGCGGACCAAGCGGGCCCUCAAGCUCCCCCCCCACGACUCCUUCCUCCCCAGCCGGGCGUCCGCCUUCCCCGCCGCCGACAGCAUCAUCUACAACCCCCCCGCGUCGGAGGCCUCGCCCGCCCACACGCCCUUCAUCUUCCUGCCGCGCGGCGACCCGCGCCGCCUGGCCCUGCUGCGCAUGCGCACCAACCCCGGCGCGCCGCCGCCGCCCGGCGACGACGCCGUCUCCGAGGCCGACCUGCCCCCGCUGAUGAAGUACAAGCGCCGCACGGCGCGGUACCACCUCACCCAGGAGGACAUUGACGAGAUCCGCAGACUGCGCGCCCAGGACCCCAUCGAGUGGAGCGUGGGCAGGCUGGCCAGGAAGUUUGACUGCUCCGACGUGUUUGUCAAGAUGGUGGCGCCGGCGUCGCCCGAGCACCACAAGUGGUUGCAGGCCAGGCUGGAGAGCAAGAUGGCCCGGUGGGGGCCCAAGAAGGCGCAGGCGAGGGAGGAUCGGAAGCGGAGAGCGGGGAUGCUGUAUCGCGGCGAGUUGUAA
Ustilaginoidea virens is the source of this 636-nucleotide messenger RNA. RefSeq lists its product as uncharacterized. Gene Ontology annotation, cellular component: mitochondrial large ribosomal subunit. Gene Ontology annotation, molecular function: structural constituent of ribosome. NCBI's taxonomy places the organism in Eukaryota, Fungi, Ascomycota, Sordariomycetes, Hypocreales, Clavicipitaceae. The transcript has a single exon. The coding region runs from base 1 to 636 and encodes 211 amino acids. The record is from RefSeq and is a predicted model, not a curated record.